Messenger RNA from Hordeum vulgare subsp. vulgare (domesticated barley), 1939 nucleotides. RefSeq names its product transcription factor bHLH130-like. Gene Ontology annotation, biological process: regulation of transcription by RNA polymerase II. Gene Ontology annotation, molecular function: protein dimerization activity; RNA polymerase II cis-regulatory region sequence-specific DNA binding; DNA-binding transcription factor activity, RNA polymerase II-specific. Gene Ontology annotation, cellular component: nucleus. The transcript has 5 exons. Bases 361 to 1584 code for a protein of 407 amino acids. The record is from RefSeq and is a predicted model, not a curated record. NCBI's taxonomy places the organism in Eukaryota, Viridiplantae, Streptophyta, Magnoliopsida, Poales, Poaceae.
GAACGGUGGCCAUGGCCGGCGGCAUAGGUGCGGGUACCCUAGGAUGGAUCAAAUCAAAGCGGUACCCUAUCCACGACGGCACUUCCAUUCCAUCGUCGUCCCCGGUAAACAUCCGCCAUUAUAAAUACCGCCGAAGCUCUCACUCCCACUCCCACGCGCCCCCGGCCAAAGACCAAAAGCCCCUCUCCUUUUCCGCCAUUAAAAUACUCCGCCCGGAAGAAACUCCCCGAAGCACCAGUGACCGCGCUAGGCUGCUAGCGUUGCGUAUUGGUGGUUGGUGCUUUGGUGGUGGUAUAUCGGGUUUCGCGCGCCUGCGGCGGCCGGUGUAGCCUUUGGGAGGUAGUAGUGCCCGGGUGGGGGAUGUACGGCGCGCCGCUGUCCAAGGACCUCAACCUGCCAGCCCAGCAGCACCCGGCGGCGAACGGCGUGCGGACGCCGCCGCAGAUGAGCUCCCCCGGCCUGCUCCGGUACAGGUCGGCCCCGAGCGCCAUGUUCGGCGACGCGUGCGGGGACCUCCUCCCGGCCCCCGCCGGCGCGGGGCACCGCCCAGGGAGCCCGGACCACGCCGCCGACACCAGCUUCGCCCGCCUCCUCUCGGGCCACCACCACCACCCCGAGAUGAGGGACAAGCCUCCCCGCCCUGUCGCCAGCCACUUCGCCGAGGACGCCGCCGCCUCCAUGGCCUCGCAGCAGCAGCAGCUCAUGUACCAGUCGCAGCAGCAGAUGGCCGCCAUGGAGGGGCUGUUCCGCACGGCGAGCUCCGGCGUCACGGACCCCGUCGUCGCCGGCGGCGCCGCCAACGGCAUCGGCAACGACAGCCUGCUCCGGCAGAGCAGCUCCCCCGCCGGGUUCCUCAACCAUCUGAGCAUGGACAACGGCUACGCGAGCAUGCUCAGGGCGGGCAUGGCCGGCGGCGGCGGGGGCGGCGGAUACAGGAACGGCGACGCGCGGCUCAAGGGGCAGCUGAGCUUCUCGUCGCGGCAGGGGUCGGUGAUGUCGCAGAUCUCGGAGAUGGUCGGCGAGGAGAUGGGCGGCGGCGGCAGCAGCGGCGACGACGACGAGGCCGGCAGCUACGGCGGCAUCCCAGGGUACCCGGUGGUGGCCCCCUCCGGCACCGGCUGGGACGAGCCGUCGCCGUCCCCGCCGCCCUCGCUGCUGACGUCCGACGGCAUGUCCGGGCCGGCCGCAAAGCGGCGCCCGCGCGAGGCCGCCAACGGCCGGUCGGGGCAGCUGAAGCCGCAGUUCAGCCUGCCAGCCGGCAGCAAGCCGUCGCCGGAGAUUGCGGCCAUCGAGAAGUUCCUCCAGUUCCAGGACUCGGUGCCGUGCAAGAUCCGCGCCAAGCGCGGCUGCGCCACCCACCCCCGCAGCAUCGCCGAACGGGUGAGGAGGACGAAGAUCAGCGAGCGGAUACGGAAGCUGCAGGAGCUCGUCCCCAACAUGGAGAAGCAAACCAACACCUCCGACAUGUUGGAUCUGGCUGUCGACUACAUCAAGGAGCUCCAGAUGCAGGUCAAGGUGAUGAACGACGGCCGGGCGGGCUGCACCUGCUCGGCGGGCAGGCCGCAGAAGCACUUCGCCGGCUGACCAACCAAGCUCGCCGGCGUCCGGCGCAGCUGCUAGUCCCGUCCCUUUCUGGCUCCUAGCUACUCCGUGGCCGUGGCCGUCGCGGAGCUGAAGACCAUGGGCAUGUGUGGUGGGCGAUGCUGGCAUCAAUCAAUCAAUCAACCAUCUCAUCUCAUCAUCAAGCAGUAAACAUGAGAUGUACUACGAAAGAUCGAGUUAGUUGUACUACAUGAGGGUCAUUGAAAGCCCAACGAGACCGUGGGCCCCACGUGUCAGCGACUUUUGCCUUAGUUCCGUAGCGUAGCUUAGGCCGUUCAUCUGUGAAGUGUACAUACUACGUGCGUGCCACGCAAUAAAAUCUCACUCACACGGCUGA